This is a messenger RNA of Gongylonema pulchrum, 145 nucleotides long. The record is from the annotation of a GenBank genome assembly. NCBI's taxonomy places the organism in Eukaryota, Metazoa, Nematoda, Chromadorea, Rhabditida, Gongylonematidae.
GCGCUUGGAGGUGCCGAUGAGAAUGCAGAGCAGUUGGAUUGCCACAGCUCCAAAAUGGAGCAUAUCGACGAGCGGUAUGUACGCCUACCGCAGAUUUCUAGCGAAGGCGUGCCGCUUCCGCCACGCUAUGCCCGGUGAGUACUAG